Messenger RNA from Podospora bellae-mahoneyi, 1653 nucleotides. RefSeq lists its product as uncharacterized. Bases 520 to 1653 code for a protein of 377 amino acids. The record is from RefSeq and is a predicted model, not a curated record. Lineage: Eukaryota; Fungi; Ascomycota; Sordariomycetes; Sordariales; Podosporaceae. The transcript has 3 exons.
CUUUCUCGCCUUCAAACAAGAUCAUUAUAUCUCAAGUCUCAGGCUUUCAGUGGGACACUCAGACUUGCUACAGAGUAACAUCAAGCCCGCUACCUGCGCCGCAAGCCCCCUGCCGUUGGUUACACCACAGGCAUCGUCGGGUGGGCUGCAGCCACCGAGAUCUCUCAGUAGAGUUUAUCUGGUGGAGGAACAGCAUUAUAGCCGGGAUUAUGGAGGAUUUUAUCCCCUUAAUUCACCAUGUGGCACAGCACAGGGCCAGAAUGCAAUGCGACACCAACCUUGAGCGCAUCUAGAGGACACCCACAGGUGGAGAUCUUGGAAGAAAACUUGGCCUGUUGUGGGGUCGGGAAUCGCUCGAGGUUCACCUCUCGACCAUCUCGACCUACUCUCGCUUCCUCGCGGCAAGCUGCUUCGUGGGGGCAGCGUGGUAGAUUCAAGGGGCGAGUGCGCCUGUUGGCUCGGAUGCGGCCAUCGUGGGUUCCGUUCAUUUCCAUUUUCUGAGCCUCACGCUUGCUGUUGAUGGGCGCUUGUGACGGGCGGGAGAGAGAAUUGCGUUUCCUUUUUCCCCCGGCCUCUCCUCGUUUCCCUCUCUUUCUUUUCCUCGCUCCCGUUUUGCACAACAUACGGUUUCCUAUUACGUUGCGGUACUUCCUAUCUUUACAGGGGUCGAAAGCAGCACGUGCUGUGAUCCGCCAGAAAAUGAGGACUGCCACGGCAGCAACUAUCCUGCUGCUAUCAGCAGCGUCAGGGCUGUUUGUGUCGGCGCAGAGCGAUGGUCCCUCUCAGUUCUCGAGUUUCUUAUACCCAGUGCAGGAUGAUGAUUCGGAAACCUACCACUUUAUGGACACGGUGAAUGUCCAGUACAUUAGCAGCUUCACCAGGGCCACUCUGUGGACGUUCUGCAAGCCCGGUAUAGGAGAGACGCAAUUCAUCCAAGAGGCACCCGGCUUCAACGCUACUGUGCCCGUCCUUCUCAAUCUCACCUCGGCGACGCCGUGCUGGUUCAAUCUUAGAAGCCCAGAUGAGAAGUAUGGUGCCAACAGCCAAACGUUCAACGUUAUCGGCCAAGAGCGUAAGGGAGGGAGCAAGACGUUUGGGUUGGGAAAUCCGCCGUCAAAAGAGUCGGCGUCGCCAAGUCAAACUCAAACGCAAACACAAACGACAACCUCCAUGUCGACUUCCACAAGUGCGAGUUCAACGACCCAGUCAUCGACAGCCCAGACUGAUGACAGUUCACCGACACCGACAAGCGGAAGUGUCCAACCGAGUUCGAAUGAUGCUCCGAGUCCAGGUCUCAGCGCAGGGGCAUCGGCGGGUAUGGCCGUCGGCGUGACGGUGGCAGUCAUUGCCGUGGGAGCUGGCGCGUUCUGGCUCUGGAGGCGCAAGAGGAGAGGCGGGAAACUUCCAGUGGAAGACUACCAGCAACCACCAACAGGGCCCUAUGGGAACGGCGAUGUCUAUGCCAAAGUUGGAGCUCCGCCAAAUUAUGCGACAGCUCCAGGUCCUGCGACUCAUCAUCAUUCCUAUCAGCAAUAUCCACAGCAUCGGUUUGGUGGGGAGUUGGGAACAGCAAACUCUCCGAUGGAGAUGGGGGGAACAAAUGUGUGGCCUGCGAAUGGCCUUGGGGGGCGGGCGCGUGAGAUGGCUGGCUGA